AUGGCCUCGUCGCUCUCGGCCGUGUGCCGUGCUUCGGCCCGCGUCGCCAGCCGUCGAGCCGCCGCCACGCGUGGGCUCGCCACCUCGGCACGAUGCCUCGCCGCGCACAACUUCACCAUGCCCGCCCUCUCGCCCACCAUGACCGAGGGCAACAUUGCCGCCUGGAAGGUCAAGGACGGCCAGCCCUUCAGCGCCGGCGACGUGCUGCUCGAGAUUGAGACGGACAAGGCCACCAUGGACGUCGAGGCCCAGGACGACGGCGUCAUGAUGAAGAUUCUCUCCCACGACGGCAGCAAGUCGGUCCAGGUCGGCUCGCGCAUCGCCGUCGUCGCCGACGCGGGCGACGACGUUUCCGCCCUGGAGAUGCCCGCCGACGAAUCGCCCAAGCAGCAGCAGGCCGCUCCCGAGCAACAGUCCUCGGCCCCGCCCACGACGACGAACCGGAGCGAAUCGGAGCCCGCCCGGGCGGCGAGUCGUACAUCGUCGAGCAGCGACAAGAAGCACGAGCAAAAGUACCCCCUCAUGCCCGCCGUCGAGCACCUCGUCAAGCAACACGGCCUCGGCCCCGACGACGUCGCCACCAUCGCCCCAACCGGGCCCGGUGGACGGCUGCUCAAGGGCGACGUGCUGGCCUUUGUCGGCACUAUCAACGCCGAAGCCCCGUCGACCGUCUCGUCCCGCCUCGAGAAGCUGUCCCAUCUCGACCUGAGCAACAUCAAGGUCGCCCCGUUGAAGCCCGCCCCCGCCAAGGGUGCCGGGUCGCGGGAAGUCGCUGCGCCGCAGCCUCUGCGCAUCAAUGUCCCCGUGUCGCUCGCCAAGGCCGUCGAGGUGCAGAGGAAGAUCCAGGAAACGCUCGGCGUCUUCCUGCCGCUCUCGACCUUUAUCAGCAGGGCCGCCGAGGUCGCCAACGACGACCUUCCCCUCAUCUCCCGCAAGCCGUCCUCCGCCGAGCUUUUCGUUCAGAUCCUCGGACUCGACAAAGUCAAGGCGGCAGGCUCCCGCGGCGUCUACCUGCCCCAAAUAUCUGCCAUCCCCCACGCGUCGAUGCUCGCUCCUCCGCCGCAACCCCGGUCUAGGAAGGCCGUCGAUAUCAUCGAUGAGCUGGCCGGCCCCAGCAGCCGCAAGUCUGCGCCCAAGAAACCUGCCGCCCCCCAUGUCCCGGGGCUGUCGAGCGGCGCCAACGUCUUCACGCUUGUUGUGCCCAAGGAGGAGGAGCAGAGGGCCCAAGUAUUCCUGGAGCGGUGCAAGUUGAUUCUGGAAGAGGAACCUGGGCGGCUGGUCCUGUGA
Hirsutella rhossiliensis is the source of this 1287-nucleotide messenger RNA. RefSeq names its product biotin-requiring enzyme domain-containing protein. Gene Ontology annotation, molecular function: dihydrolipoyllysine-residue acetyltransferase activity. The record is from RefSeq and is a predicted model, not a curated record. Gene Ontology annotation, cellular component: pyruvate dehydrogenase complex. The transcript has 2 exons. Gene Ontology annotation, biological process: pyruvate decarboxylation to acetyl-CoA. Lineage: Eukaryota; Fungi; Ascomycota; Sordariomycetes; Hypocreales; Ophiocordycipitaceae. Bases 1 to 1287 code for a protein of 428 amino acids.